CCCGGACUGGCGCGCCAAAUUUCAAAGGACUUCCUCCUGGGAGGAACGAAGGCGAGAGGAGCUGCACCGACGCCCGGCGAUAAAUUUACUACAUUAAAAAUUAAAAUAAUAAUAUUGAAGUUUACGGGUUUGUGAGCGGGGGGUCUCGUCGGUCGAGCUGUCGACGGUGGGUCGCCCGGCGUCGCUUUUGAAGGAGUAACUCUCGUCCGGUGUUGGGUGCAGCUGUGUCAUUGUUAUCACUUCUGUGUCUUCUGCGUCGAACCCCGGCCGGGAUUUUAAUCUACCUCACACAUGCACCCACUCGCCUCCUGACAGCUGCUCAGACCUACUAGACCCACGAGUUUUUUUUUUACUAUUUGCUGCACCUUUCUCGUCCACAUCACAUCUGCUCUUUGCUCGCAAAAAACCCCCCCCCCACUAGAAUCCGGCCCGGGCCUCCACUCCAUGCGGGAUUUAGUCUGUUUGAGCUGGAGCUCGUAGCCGAGUGCUGCACCUCAUUUUCCACACUUCACCCGGCUUUAUACAGUGCUCCGUGUCCUCAUUAUUUAUUCAUGUAUGCACGGCAGGGCACGGCGAGACAUCAGCUUUCCAUACUAAUGCAAACACCUGUCGCUCGAAGCCGCUGCACCUGCCUCUAACCUUCACACUCGGUGCUCGCGGUGACUUGCGAUUUGGAAUAUUUUAAUCUUUGGUCAAACACAGAUGACUUCAGCUUAAGUCUUCCACACUGAAGAUGGAUCCCAGCGUCCUGUAACCCCCCCGCUGGUUGGCUCUUCGCUGUGGCAGACGGUCGGACCCUUCAGCCAUGCUGUCGGGGGUGCAGCCGUGCUUCCAGCUGCUUCGGAUCGGGUCGUCGGCGGGCGACUCGGCGCGCGACCUGUACACGUUCAGGCCGGCGCUGGGCCACUCCGUGUUCCGCCUGGGCCGGGCGGCCGAGCUGUGUGACGUCACGCUGGACUCCAGCUCGGUGUCGCGCAUCCACGCCGAGCUGCACGCCGAGAGGGAGGCGGGGGCAGGCGACGACUCCCGGCAUCAGGAGGACGAGGACGACGACGACGAUGAUGGAUGGACGGUCCACGUUAAGGACCGGAGCAGUCAUGGCACAUGGGUGAAUGACGUCCGCCUGCAGCCCGGCAUUCAGUGGGAGCUCUCCGACGGGGACACGCUGACGUUCGGGGGCCAGUCGGCUCCAGGGAGCCCCGAGUUCUACUUCCUCUUCCAGAAGGUCAAAGUUCGCCCGCUGGACUUCGACGCCAUCACAAUCCCUAAGGCGGGGACCUUUUCCUCCGACAUACAGAACCGGAUCCGGACCAACCUGGACCGCAAAGAGGCCGCCAACCUGGACCUGUCCAAGCUGUCCAUCAACCGGGCCACCGUCAUCCUCAGCUCCAUCGGCAGCCUGAGCAAGAUGAAGGGCAGCGCCUGGACCUUCAAGAGGAGCCACAGCCACGAGGGGACCGUCUCCGACCCGGGCACCUCCUCCUCGCCGCCGCUCGCCGUGGGCUUCUCCUCCCUGCUCCCGCCCUCCACGCCCCCGUCCUUCUCCUCCGCGGCGUCGGCGCCCUCGGCCAAGUCCCUCCCGGCGGCGUCCCGGAGCAGGAGGAAGUCCGCCCACACGGUGCUCCUGGAGGACGACAGCUCGGACGAGCCCCGGAGCCGAGGAGCUUUAGCAGGAGUCGUGGAGGACGGGCUGAGAGCGAGAGGGAAGAAGAGGCGGCGGCUCUACAAGUCUGAGUCCGAGGGUUUGAGCUCGCCUCCGCCUCCUCCGCUGCAGCAGCCCAAGGGCCACGUCGACGUGAGGAGGCCCCUGGAGGCCAAGCCGUUCCCCGUGGGCAUCAGGACCAUCGGCAGCUUCCACGGCGCCAUGACGAACAGCCGCCUCAACCACCACCUCCUCCAGGCCUCCUUCACCAACGUCAGCGUCCGCAAGCCGGAGGCGGACGCCGUGCACCGCGUCAAGACGGUGGUGCACGGCAACAUCGCGGCCUUCCGGCAGCAGAAGCCGGCGCACAGCUCCCCGGCGGCGCAGAGGGGCAGGCGGAGAGCGCACAGCUCCCCCGUGUUCUCCCCCCUGGUGGUGGGAGGGGAGAACUACAACCUGGCCUCGCCGUCGGUGAGGAUCCGCACGGAGGAGAGAGGCCGGGUGCAGUUCAGCAGGUUCCAUCAUCAAACAAGUAAACGACGAGGCCGCCCCAGAAAACACCCCCUCCCCCCCCGGCCCUCCCUCCCCUCCCCGUCCUCCUCGUCUUCCUCCUCCACCUCCUCGGCCUCCUCCUCCUCCGGCUCCUCCUCCUCGUCCUCCUCCGACGACGAGGACGACGACGAGGAGGAGGAGGAGGGGGCGGGGACGACGUUCGGCGGCGUGGAGCCGUGCGCGGCGCCGCACUGCCGGCUGCCCCAGCAGGACACGGUGCAGUGGAUCCAGUGCGACGUGUGCGACGCCUGGUACCACAUAGACUGUCUGCACGUCGGCCGCAAGAAGCUGGUGAUGGACCCCAACGCCGACUUCCACUGCGGCUGCCGCUGACGCGAGCGAAUCCGAGUUCAGCACAGAUCAAACGAAACGAAAAAAAAAAUCCACACUUUUUUAACUUUCCAGGUGCCACAUUUUCUCUUUAAAUGUUUAUUUCCCUUUCACUUGCCACAUCUAACACAAACAGAGCUUUUCUAUUGCAGCGGGUGAAAGCUAGAAAAAAAAGAAAAAGAAAAAAGGAUUUCCUUGAUUUUUUUUUUUUUUUUUUUUUACAUGCUGAUGUUUCCAAGGUUUAGGAUUUGUGACUCAUCAGUCACACAGCUACUUCAUAAGCCCCCGGCCCACCACUCGAUUUCAGAGCUCAGGCUUCGGAAAAAAAGGAGGCAAAACUGUAAUGAAAUGUCUCCGCUCGGAUUUUCAUUACGGCUUCGACUGCCUGGAGAGGAGCGAUCAGGGCGGGAAAACAUGAUGAAAUGUUUGAGUUCGUUCCCGUCGCGGCUGUUGUUGACCGGGGGAGUGAAGCUGCUGCGUUCAGGAAGAUUAAUGAAUUGUUUCCUGUCAGGCCGAAACGAAAACCUCGAUGCCUUCGCGGUUUUCACUGACCAGGCACCGUAGGACCUUUCAUUUGUCCCUGGGCGGCCACCUCAGCGAUAAUCAGACUUCAUUAAAUAUUUCUGUGCAGCUUUUUUGUGCACGAGUCGGGCCUGUGAUUUCUUUUUUUUUUCCCAUAAAAAGACAAUUAAAUGCCAUGAAAUGUCAGCAGACUGUCUGUUGCUGCUGAUGAGAAGUGCUCUCCGGGUGAUAAUCAAACCGCUCUUCUGCAGAAGCGGCCGUGGGAUUUUGGGAGGAAUGUGGGAUCGUAUUCGUAUGAAAUGAGCGCAGGCGGCUGCUGCUGCUGCUGCUGCUUGUGGACGACUAAUCACCAGUGAAAUGUCAAGAAACAUCCACCCAUGUUAACCAGGAAAGAAAAUGAACUCAUCGUCUCUGAUCGGUGACACGGAUCUUUUUUUAAUUUCUCUUCACACUACGAACGUCUGGGGCCAAAGUGGCUGGUUUUUGUCCCAGGUGGAUUCAGUCUCAGCUUUUGUUUGAGCGUAAAAUCAGCUUGUAGCUCCCAAAAAAAAAAAAAAAAAAAGUUAAGCACCUUCCUUCUAUUUAAUUUUCAAACUUUCCGUCAUCAGAACAUUUUCACCAGCACCACCGUCAUAAUCUCCGGAGCUUUUUCUUUCAUCUGUAGCCGUUUUGUAAAUGAUCCUCCGCUGUUGAUAUUGUGUAAAAACUCAUCUUGAGACGAACCUGCAGUUUUUUUGCAAGUGCGUCGGAAAGUUGGAGAAAAUGAUUUUUAAGCAAUAAAAUGUUACAAAAAAAAAAUAAAA
Messenger RNA from Mugil cephalus (flathead mullet), 3849 nucleotides. It is a transcript of the gene tcf19l, whose product is annotated as transcription factor 19 (SC1), like. Bases 806 to 2527 code for a protein of 573 amino acids. The record is from RefSeq and is a predicted model, not a curated record. Gene Ontology annotation, molecular function: protein binding. Gene Ontology annotation, cellular component: nucleus. Gene Ontology annotation, biological process: regulation of gene expression. Lineage: Eukaryota; Metazoa; Chordata; Actinopteri; Mugiliformes; Mugilidae. The transcript is spliced from 6 exons.